Messenger RNA from Parascedosporium putredinis, 1530 nucleotides. The record is from the annotation of a GenBank genome assembly. Lineage: Eukaryota; Fungi; Ascomycota; Sordariomycetes; Microascales; Microascaceae.
AUGAGUGCACAGGGCAGAGGGCGUCGAGUGGGGAUGAGCAAAUAUGAGAAAACUAGCCCCCUUCUCAAGUCUCUCCCUCGAUCCAGACCCGAGGACCCCCAGAGGAUGCCUUCUCAUGAGAAGGGUGCUGUGCAUGACCGCGAGGCGAUCGAAGCGCCGCCAAUUAGCUCUGAUUUUGAAGACGAUGAGGAGCCGAGCGUGGAACAGACUGCUCUGGCACAGGACAAGAGUUCAAAGUUCAUCUCGCCCAGUGAGCCAGAAGAAGAGGAUUCGCCGCCGAGAGGUGACAUAAAACCAACUCAGUUCAACAAGAGGUCCACUGUCACCAAGACUUUUGGUCAGCAGCCUCAGAGAUAUGGUGGCUCAAAGGCCUUUCUAGACUCAACGAAAGCUAAGAAGGCGGCCGCCGCCGCAGCCGCAAAGGGCCUCUCUGGUAGCCAUGACGACGUCGACGAGAAGGACCCUGCUCUUUUCAACGCCAGUCUUCUCCGUAACGAGGUCAAGGAUAAGGUGUACAGGAUGGCAGGGAAGCGACCUCGGAGCCCACCUCCUCCUAAAAAGUCGUUCCGAAACGGGCAAAGAAAGCUCGCGGUGACUACUGAGGAUGAAGCUGCGAGCAUGGCCCUACCCAAACUCAAGCUGUUUGACGACUUCUUAGACUCUGAGUCGGAGAAGUCGGCAGGGCCAAGGCCUUCCCUUCAGAUAUCCAGCAAAUAUCUUGACUCGCCAUCACCUAAAAAGCCUCUGCCUCAAGUCCUGCAGGCGUUAUCUGUGUCUCCCAGACGCCCGGAAGAUAAACUAUCGACGACUUUGAACGUCAACUUUCUGGACUCGCCGGUCCGGCAAAGAAAGGUGAGCAGGCCGGCCGCGAGGAAUUCAAGAGUUUCCAGAGGCUCUACGGUCUCCUCGGAUGAGGAGCCAAAGUCGGUCAAGGUGACCAAAACCUCGCGGCGCAGGGGCGGCUCAGAGCGGAUUGAGCUCGACCUUGACAGCAACGAUUCUCCAUUGUCCGACUUGGACUCGAGCGAUCUAGAAGAGGUAGUAAAUACGCCGGAUGCUGAGUACAUAGAGUGGAAGAAGCUCGAUAGGCGCAUAGCAGAGCACUUUGGCUUUCUUGAAAAGAUCCUCAAGGGUGGAAAGUCACACUACGGGGACAAACUAGCCCAGGACGUCAAGGAUGGCAAGAGUCGUAAUCUGAUGAAGGCCGGUUUUGAUAGUCCGCCGGGCUACUACGGAACGCGUGGUUUCAGGGCUAUGCAAGAGGCCAUCUUUGGCCGAUUCUCGAGCCUCUUGAGGCAAAGAGCGGUAGAAGACGCUCUCGUAUCGUCUCGUGGCUACUCUAUCUACGUCCAGGCGGUGCUCGUGCCCGAGCUAGCCGUCCGGCUUGUGAUGGAGGAUAUGGGUGUGGGGUCUGAGGCCGCACGAAAGAUUCUCGAGGAAAGUGAGGCGAUUGGCGAGCUCCUGUGCGAGGAUAUAGGGGAUAUUGUGGAUGAAGAUGACGAGGACCUUUUUGAGCCGACGAAUGUGUGA